Messenger RNA from Huiozyma naganishii CBS 8797, 1491 nucleotides. RefSeq names its product Wsc3p (gene WSC3). The transcript has a single exon. The record is from RefSeq and is a predicted model, not a curated record. The coding region runs from base 1 to 1491 and encodes 496 amino acids. Lineage: Eukaryota; Fungi; Ascomycota; Saccharomycetes; Saccharomycetales; Saccharomycetaceae. Gene Ontology annotation, cellular component: plasma membrane.
AUGAAGAGCAGGUCGUCUCUCGCGGGCAGACCCCUGUGUGGUGCUCUAGCUUACCGUCUAUUCAUAUUCCUUACACUGACGAUAAACGGGCUCGUGUACGCCCAAUCUAAUUACAACUACCAGGGCUGCUACCCGUCGGAUGUCAUCGCAAAAGCUGGACUCUCGUCACGCGGGGGGUACAUGUAUCAAUCCGUUGGGUACUGUCAGCAACAGUGUGCUGGGUCCCAAGUCAUAGCUCUACUGAAUGGGGACCAAUGCUACUGUGGUCAGUCGGCACAGAGUCUGGCUGCAUUGCAAGCGGUCUCAGAUGGCCAGUGUAGCAUUAACUGUGUGGGUUGGCCAUACCAGAAGUGUGGUGGAUCCUCCGCAUUGGACGUUUACAUAGUCGCAUCAGUCACGGUCACAGCAGAGUCGUCGUCGUCGUCGUCGUCGUCAUCGACAGAGGAGGCAUCCUCCACAAAGCAGAGUACACGCACCAGUACUACGACGAAGGCUUCCUCGGCGACUGUGAGAGCAGCAUCGUCAAGAAUUACCUCCAUACUCACGCCUCCCAGUGUUGUAUCCAGUAGAGUCACACCAACAACGUCCACGCGGCAGACAAUAUCCACGCGGCAGACAAUAUCCACUACAACAAAUGAGGAAUCGUCCUCUACUGAAGAAACUUCAUCGACACAACAAACAACCUCCAAGGCGACUACUAUAUCCUCAUCGUCGCAACAUUCGUCAUCUUCUUCAUCAACACCGCAGACAAUAGAGACCCGCACAACAGAAUUGACCUCUGUGGCAGUGGUCACCUCGGUGCAGUACGCAACAAACCUAAUAACAAAGUCUGUCGUGUCGGAUAACGGCAGAACUACCAUUUUCGUCACGGCAACCUCCGUCAUGGAGGUCUCCGCACGUACUUCAACGGUUAAUCUGAAUAACAACGGGAAGUCACUCACCCCUGAACACCACGGGCUGAGCAAGGGCGGGAUCGCUGGUGUGGUGGUCGGAGUCGUUGUGGGUGUGUUUGUGAUAGCUGCCGUGCUGUUCUUCAUUUUCUGGAGAAGGAGACACACAGGGUCAUCGACAAACGAGUACGAAGAAUUCCAAGAAAAUAAACAACACCAGCCGUACUCCUUUGGAGAAACGGAAGGUGGUGCCACGGUGAUCCCACCGGUACCAACGAGCGCAGGGUGGAAGGGCGCCUCGAGGAAAGCGUCGAGGAAUUCUAUCUUGAACGGGUCCGAACUCGAUGACACGAUGAUGUCUCCAAGAACUGGCGACAUUGCACAGACAUACAGUCAACCUUCAACGGUGUUUGAAGAACCACAGGACUAUACUAAGGAUAUUUUUAGCACCGCGUCGGUGCCGGAUAUGGGGAACGACAACAUGUUACACAUUGUGAACCCGGAUCAUGAAGAUAACGAGGAUAACCACCAGCACACACAAAGUUUGUCGACUGACGACGAGAACUUGAGCCGAGAGUUCGAGGUUCUUUCGGAGAAAUAG